Molecule: messenger RNA, 8190 nt
Organism: Plasmodium cynomolgi strain B
Lineage: Eukaryota; Apicomplexa; Aconoidasida; Haemosporida; Plasmodiidae
Exons: 6
Coding region: 1-8190 (2729 amino acids)
Biological process (GO): phosphatidylinositol phosphate biosynthetic process
Cellular component (GO): endosome membrane
Molecular function (GO): 1-phosphatidylinositol-3-phosphate 5-kinase activity
Source: RefSeq, a predicted model, not a curated record
AUGGAAGAAAGUUUAUCCGAUAGGUACUUCAGCUUUCGGAACAGCUCAAAGCAGAGAAACACGUCGCAGAGGUUUUUCGAGUGGAUCCUGAACUACCCCCUGUUCAACGAAAUCCGAAAUAGCAACCUGUCUAACCGCUUCAGCAGCCUGUGCGUAAACGAUGGGGAACAUUUUUACCCGAAAAAAACGCAGGCAGAAGUGAAAAGGAGAAGAUCGAAGAAGAAGGACUCAAGCGUGCCUAUCAGCGAACCCAACGAACUGACCACGAAUUUGAUUAAAAAUGGAAUAAGACAAGAAGAUUACAGCCUCAUAGUGAACAACAAUUUUUACGCGAAGAUAAUUAAAAGGAGCGAAAAGAUUUACAAAACAUACAACGAUAAUAUUAAGGAUGAAAGAAAGAAAAAAAAAAUAUUCGAAAAAGUUAAGGAAAAAUAUUUUAAAAAAAGAGAAAACAGCGGAAUAGACAUUAACAAAAAUGUCUACCACGAUAGUAUCAAUUUUUCUCUAAAGACCAACAUCCACCUUAAUCGGUAUUUUUACAAAGUAAUAACCAAUCAGCUGCGCUACUACCGGAUUAAGAAUGACUUGCGCGUUCCCAUCGUCAACAUGUUGAAUGAGAUUUCCAAGUAUUACCACAGUUAUGGUUACGACAUUUUGACAAAUGUGAAGGUAAAGUACUUCCCCUAUAAGAGCCUCUCAAACAGCUUCUACAUCAACGGUCUGGUGUUCAGCAACUGUUCUAUAUACUUCGACGAUGUGGAGAUAAAGAACCCGAAAAUAUUGCUCCUGGACGCAGAAAAAAAAAACAACUACGAAGUACUGGAACAGUGUUAUAACAAUAAAUAUAAUUACACAUAUUUCAUUUUGAAAAAAUUGAGCAAUCGAAAUUUGAACAUCAUUUUAAUUCACGGGGAAAUAGACUUUUACACGAAGAAGUUAUUAAUGAGUAAGAAGAUAUAUUUUUUUACUAGCAUUAAAAAGAAAAAUUUAUGCCGCUUGUCCAACAUGCUGCGUACGAAGGUUUUAAGUUAUGACGAUUUUGUAAACUUUGACACUAACAGUUAUGUAGUGAAGGCAAAUUAUUUCAAAAUUGCAAGGUAUAGAAAAAACGUGAAGAAUAUUUUUCUCUGUUGUAGCGGCAAUUUUUUGACCAUAUGCAUAUUUGGGAGGAAGGAAAUACGGGAUGGGACCGAACCGCAAGUGGGAUAUACACCCACGAAUAGCAAGUCCACAGUUAAUAGAGUCAACUUUUCCAACUUGGACAAGGCAACUGAGAGAUGUGUGCCGAAGGAUGGAAUAAAGCCGAUGGGGGAAGACCUCUUCUACACACUGCUUAAGAAAGAAACGAAGAAACAAAAUAUACUAGAGAACUUCCUUCAUGUGUAUUACAAAAACAAGAGUGAUGAUUAUAUAGUUGAUUAUUUUUUCCAACAUAAAGAAAAAAAAAUAAGUAUAGUGGAUAGGGAAAGACGUGGAAACAAGAAAGAGGUACUAAUCGAUCAUAUAAAAAAUGUAAUUAUAAUUAAGAAGGUUAAAAAGUUGCUAAAGUUUUGUCUGUUCUUGACCUUCCACGUAUAUAAACAGCUAUAUUUGAAUAACUACAUGGGAAGAAUGCUACAGAGUGUGCCAGCUGGAAGUAUACACACAAAUGCGAUUUGCGACAAUUUUUACAAGAAACUAAAUCAGUCCAUCUUAUCCUCUUCCAUUUUUUUUUUCUACAAUGAUACAAAGAGCAAGAUAAAAAAGACACCAAUAAAUUUCAUGUCGAAUUUGUUCCACUUAGUAAAUGCUAAUAAUCCAUUGACAAGAGAACGGAUGAAAAAUUUGCACAUGUUGAUAAAGACAAAUAAAAUUAUUAAGGACCAAAUAUGCAACAAUUAUGAACAUUGCUUUUUGAACACAGAAAAGAACAAAAUAAUUGACGUUGUGAACUAUUUUUUUUUUAAUAAUUUCAUGAAGAAUUGGGAAAGCAAUUAUAACUAUAUGUAUUAUUAUUUAAAAAUUAUUAACAGCUCCUAUUUGUACUGCAAUUGGAAAAACUUAAUCACAAAUGAGGAAGACUUUUUGAACGACUCAAAUUUAUUGUCUCAUCCUAUAUUUUUUAACGACGAAAUUGUGAUGAAGAGAAAGGUGAAUGAAAAGGCUGAGGAAAUUAUUGCCCAGAAUAUCCUUUUCUAUUGCUACCACUUGGAAGCAGCCAAGAAUAUAGAAAUGAUAAUUUAUUUUAUCUGCCCCAAUUAUAUGUUCAUUAAUAACUUGUACAACUGUGUGAACAUGUACCUGUUUGACAACCAGAACCACAGCGUGAAGAGACUCUUCUACAACUUUUUCUUUAACCACAAGUAUAUAUGCGACGUGUCGUUGCGGCAGUUCGUUUGCGUCAUCCACGAGCUGGCCUACAGUUUGAAUUGCCCCUUCGACGCCUGCGGGAACCAACUCGGCCACCACCAAAUAUGCAUCCAAAUAUUCUUAAAGAGAGUCCUGAUCAUAUUUAAGAAGGAAAGUAGCAAUCGCGAAGAGGACGAUGUAAGCAUGAACAUCAUCUGCAACAAGUGUGACUUGCUCCAGGAGAGAGUGCUAAAAACCAACUUUUCUCUCAGCGAAUUUCUUCUAAGCAUUGUACACUCAGACAGUUACGUGAACAUUCAAUGCAACCACAAUGGGAAAAACAACACCUACGAGUUGAGUUACAAAGAUUUGAAAGUUUGUUUCCACCUGCACGAUAACGACAUUUACAAAAGUGUCAAGCAGCACAGAAGUGGCCCAAAAAAGGCCAGCAAAAGGGCUGUCAAAGGGGCGGUCAAAAGGGCUGGCAAAAGUGCUGCCAAAGGGGCUAGCAAAAGUGCUGCCAAAAGUGCUGCCAAAAGUGCUGCCAAAAGUGUGCGUUCGCCAAGUACAAGCAGCGAUGGUAGCAGUGCGCGCUGCUGUUCACACAGGAGAGGGCACAACAACUGUGAGGGAAUCUCCAACACGGAACGCAGAGUCAAAAGCUACAUCAAGAAGAACAUGCAAAACGUCAUUCGCAGUAGCGUCUUCUACUACUACCCUUGCAAAUGCGUAACGAGAAAGAAUAAGUGUAAAUUUGAAGCAGGAAAAAAAAAGACAAAAGAACAAGUGUACACAAAUUUUAACCUCUACAAUAUUAUCGAAAAUUUCCCCUUUUUUACAAGCUCGAUGCUUCCCAUGUAUUGCUCACUAAAGUAUUUAAUCUACAACUGCGUAAUACAAUACUAUAGAUCUAAAAAUAGGCACCUUUAUGGGAAGCCCUCCUCAAAGAAGAAGAAGGAGAAUUUUAAAAACCCGGCUUCUCCUCUGUACUUUACAAAUAAGUGUAAAAAAUGUAAGCACAUAAAAAUUGCCAAUUUUUGCGCGCUAGGAUUUUUCAAUGUCUUAUUCAUAAUUAAGAGGAUUUUUUUUAACUUUUAUAUCGCUGUGAAUUUUCUCAUCGGUUUGGUCAGCAAAAAUAUGCUUAUUAAAGUGAACGAAAUUGUGUACUGUGUGAAUAACACGGCAUACUUCAUAGAGGAUAAUUUUUUGAUUAUAAAGGGAGAGAUGGAAAGCGGUAGGGAGGACGAGCAGGGUGAACCAUUAGAUGAGAACAAAAUUGAGGAACCAAGCCCAAACGGAGAUGGAGAUAACGAAUCGCUUAUCAAGCAAAAAGACUAUCUCUUGAAUAAUGUGAUGACUCAGCUGAUGUGUGGGGGUAAGAUGGAGGGUACACAAGAAGGAGGCGCGGAUGGCCCUGCACACACCAUGCGUUCAUCGCAUGACCCAAAUGGGAAUGUCACGCACAUCACAAAGAAGGAGGAAACGUUCAACGGAAAACAAGUAUACUCGAGAGAAGCAGAAAGGAUCGUCAACUGCGACUCGAAACAGACUACCAACAACCGCGCGUACAUAUUAAAAGAUAUCACCAGAAUAAAAGAAAAUUUAAUAAAACAGUUCCUCAUAUUUAGAAAGUUUAAAAACAAAAUAGAGCAUAACAAAAAACAACUAAUUAGAGUGUUCAGGCGUUUUUACACCUACGCCAUUGUGCAUUUGAUGGAGAAGGAAUUCUCGUUAGAUAUUGAAAUGUUUUUCUCCUUGUACAUUAUGAAAUUAGAAAAAAUUAACUUAAGAAUAAAGGGGGAUAUCGAAAGGAUGACAAAGUUGGCCAAUAAUAGGAAGCUGCAAUAUUUGCGUUACGUCGCGAGGGGUACCUGGGGCGGUGUGCGUGUGCGGCGGCAAGGGAAGAAGAGUUCUAAGGAUACGAAGCGAGACGCGGAGAACAGCGAACAAACUUGCUCGAUGAAGCCCCUGUCUUUGCCACCCACCAGCCAUCGUACUGCCAAGCGGAGUCCCCAACACGGACAGGGAAAAGUACAGCUCAUGAGAAGGUGGAGGAGAUCCAAAAAGAAGUAUGCCCUGGUAAACGACAUGAACAGGAGGAGAAGAAAGAAGAGCGAAGCGUCCAAUUUGGAAAAUCCCCAAAGUUUGAAUGAAGAUAAGUCGGAGCUAAGCAACUACUUCUACUUCGUGCGGGAGUAUGACGUACAAAAAUUAUACACAAAUGAAUCCUACUAUAUUUAUAACAUCGAGAAUUAUAGGAAGAAAAAAUAUUUAGACGACAUGAACAAGGAAGAAUACGAGCAUUCGAAUAAGAAGCUAUUCUAUUUGCACAUAUCUAAAAUAGUGGACUCGGUAAGGGGUGAUAAAAGCAGCAGAAAGAAAAGGGGGGGUACAGAAAAGGAACAGAAAACAAGUGCGGUCUUUUUGUUAAAUCCGAGUGACACGUCGAAUUCGAUCUUCCACGCGCUCAUAUCGGAUGAGUACAAGUUGAAGUUGGCCGAAAUUUACGACAAGGAGAGGGAAGCGCUACGGGAGGAGGAGAAGAAACAACACGCGCUGGAAAAACAAAUUGACGAAGCGAAGAAUGAAAUAGCGCUGCUGCUGCGGAAGGAGUUCAAAACAAAUGGGAACAAAGAAAGGGUCACACAGAAGAGACCGUUUUGUGGAAAGAAAAAAUCGCAAAGAGGCAAACAUUCUGUUGUUACACAGCAUGAGGAGAUAAAAAAAUAUUUAAAGAAAAACAUAAGAAGGAUGACCAACCGGAACCUAACAAAUGGCAUGAUGAACCAAUUUUUGAAUUGCAAAAAUGAUGAAGUUGUCAUUAUUCCGAUAAAUGAAAAUAUUUCCGUGUAUAUAUAUUUUCCGCUACAGUUUUAUUACUUGAGGAAAUUUCUGUGCAAAAGAGAAACAACGUUUUUAAGAUCACUCAUAAAGAGCAACUGCAUCAACUUUAAUAAAAAAAAAAGACAUUUCGAAAAAACGUACGAUGAUAAGUACAUCAUCAAGGAGAUAAAUAAAUACGCAUUUAAAUCUUUCAUUACGAGAUAUAAAGAAUUUUUUCAACAUUUUUCGGACAUAUUUUUUCAAGGAAAAAAAUCGCUCUUAUGCUUCAUGUUUGGACUGUACCAAAUAGAAAUUAAAAAGAGUAGCAGAAAAACUGUUAAAGCGUAUAUCAUUUUGGAAAAUGUAAAAAUCGAAAAUAGGAACUCGAAAAUUUUAAUUUUUGAUAUUAAGGGGGCAAGGAAAAAAAAAAAUUUACAAAAACUGAUCAAGCAGAAUAAGAAGAGUUCCUCCCUUUUCGAACGAAAUGAUGCCUUCUCGUACAACUCCGGCAAAACGGCGGAGGAAAAGGACAUGUCGGACGAUAAUUCCUCCGGCAUAUCGGAAAAUUUGGGUCAUUUUACCAGAUACAUUCGCAGGGAAAAGAAGAUUAAUUUUAAGGGCGCAGCGGUGUCUCCCUCUCGGGGGGGGGAGCUGACGGACGGGCGGGUGAAUAAACUAACCAACGGGCGGAUGAAUAAACUAACGAACGGGCGGGUGAUUAAACUAACCAACGGGCGGAUGAAUAAACUAACCAAUGGGCGAACGAACGAGCGGACGAAUACGUUUUAUAACAAAACGGAGUACUUGCAGACCCUCUCCGCGGAAAAGACACACACAGCGGAGGGGGCUCGAAAAGGAGAAAACAAUUCCAAACAGGAUGGUGCAGACCACAUGGAAGGUCUUCAAAAUGGUAUGGAAGUUUCCGUAUCCAACACAGAAGGUGAAAGAAGGCACGAUCUCAUAACCCGGGGCGGCAAAGAGGGAGCAGGGAAUAAGAAACGUAGAACGCGAAACGGAUUAAGCGGCCAAAGUAACGAAGAAAGGGUGAGGAAGGUGUAUACAAAAGUUAGGCAAAAAAUGCUAUGUGGAUUGUUGCGGAAACGUCUGGUUGAACCGGUUAAGAAGCUCCAUAUGAAGAGUAGACUGAAUAAAAAUUCCUCACAAAUCGGUGGGGAGAAAAAAGGUGAUCACAAAAAUUGGCGCGUCUUUAUAAAUGACAUAGUACAUCAUACGAGGAUGUUCCUAUCUUUGAAUAGUAAAAUGACGAAGCUACGAAAGAGGAAAAAUAGACGUAGGCGGAAAGGCACCAAAAGGAUCAGAACCAAAUAUUUGUGCAGCACGAAGGCGUCACUGCAUUUUUUGGCCAGAAAAAAGGAGUACAUUUUGAAUAGAGAUAAUUUGAGCAAACACAAAUUAGGGGGAGAAGUGGUAUACACCCCUCAAUGUAGUACCCCCGCACGGGAAGGAACUUACAGCUUCUUACACGAAGAAGUGUCAGAUAGUAAAAAUAUGGAGAGCCUAAAUUCGAUGGAAAAAUAUAACAACUUCGCAAUAGAUAAUUACAGUUGCUUAAAAAACUAUACUGUCCUAUUUGAUGACAAUUUUAAGGACUUCAUAAAAUCGAAGGUGAUAAAUUUGGAGUACUGUGAUUACAUAGAUCUGAUGGAUUCGUUAAGAGAAGAUACUGAUUUUUUGUCAGGACAGGAUAUCAUGGACUACUCCUUGCUUAUACACAUAGACGUGGCAAAUUUUGUAAUAAUUUUUAAAAUUAUUGAUUAUUUAAGACCAUACACGUGGGAUAAAUCGGUGGAAAAUUUCAGCAAAAGUGUUCUAUAUUUGACCAAGGGAUACAGACCAACUAUUAUACACUCAGAAUAUUAUAAAAAGAGAUUCCUAAGUAAUAUUAAAAAGUACAUUUUUAUUACCUUCCAAUCUAUGCUCUUAAAAAAAAUUGUCUUUAAAAUUGCACAGAGGAAAAAAGGCUCCUUUUCUGUAUUCACCCUAAGCAAAAGGCAUCCCUUCAAAGUUUAUUUUUUUCACCAACUUUUUAAUUUAAUAAUAAGAUACUAUAAUAACUACUAUAUUUAUAUGAAAUAUUUUAAUGUCCAUCAGGCGUCUUUGCGUAAGUGCUCAUUUGUAAAUAUUUUCUCCACACAAAAUCUGCUUACUUUUUUAAGCUACUAUCAGAAGGAAUGUUAUUUACAAAAUUUGGAGGAAAAGAAAAGAGAAGGUGCCCAACAGUGUGACGAUUUUUAUCUGCAAAGUGUACAAUAUGAGGAUGAUUUUUCAACACUGAACACUUUUUCAAAUCCUUUGAAGAGCGAAAUUGCACUACGUAAUGGAAAUUUAAAUAGAGAAAUAAUGUCUCGCUAUUUUGAUAGCAAUAAAGUGAAUAGCAAUUCGUCUUAUCUGUACAGAGAAGUGUCGACUAGCAAAAUGCGAGAGGAUAACGCUCAUCUGUAUAGCCUCGUUUUUCCUUACUGUACUUUGGAUCAUCGUGGCGACCCCAGGAAUGGCUGUGCUGCCACAUGGAGGGGAGUUGCAGGAGACCAGACGGGUGAUACGAAAUGCGACGCACGCUGCGACGCACGCUGCGAGGACCAUGGUGGGGACAUUCCUUUCGUUUGCAAAGCGAACGGAGAGAAAACCCACGGGCACGCGGAGCACCCCGCAGACGGUAUGACAAACAUGCCGAACUUUUUCAGCCAUAGUGACUCCUUUGACGAACGGGAGUACGAAAAAUUGAAAAAACAAUUUUAUAAAAAAAUUUCCCACUUUCAAAUAAAAAUUUUGAAGAAGUUGCAAAAAAAUAAUUUUAAAAUAGAAGGCAUUUCUCAACUCGUCCAGAACAACGUGUACCUGCACAUGACUGACACGAAUAUGCAUUACACGAAUAUGAACUAUGUGGACGUUUUUAACAUUUAUAACAUAUGUGAGAAAGGUUUUCGUUGGGGGGGAAAGCGGUCUAAAAGCCGCAAAAGGGAAGACACCCUUUUGUACGUUCCGUCCUACUUUCUCUUCGCGCUGAACAAGAACUGA